AUGACAUUCUUCUUCAUGCUUCUUUCACAAAACAAGUGCAGAAAAAGGAGUGCCAGAGGUGGUUUAUAUUUUGCUAAUUCUUUAUUCUUACUAUUGUUUCAUUCGGCAAUUACUCAUACAACUGAGGCCCCAGCACUGUGGCUACAAGCUUGCAUAGUGGCAUGUCUUCUCAUUGCUUCUGGCCUUGUUAACAAUCUAAAAAGUAUCAGUGAGUACUAA
Dentiscutata erythropus is the source of this 219-nucleotide messenger RNA. The record is from the annotation of a GenBank genome assembly. Lineage: Eukaryota; Fungi; Glomeromycota; Glomeromycetes; Diversisporales; Gigasporaceae.